This is a messenger RNA of Meyerozyma guilliermondii ATCC 6260, 828 nucleotides long. RefSeq names its product Mob1p (gene MOB1). Gene Ontology annotation, cellular component: cytoplasm; nucleus. Gene Ontology annotation, biological process: positive regulation of protein phosphorylation; signal transduction; cell division. The transcript has a single exon. Bases 1 to 828 code for a protein of 275 amino acids. NCBI's taxonomy places the organism in Eukaryota, Fungi, Ascomycota, Pichiomycetes, Serinales, Debaryomycetaceae. Gene Ontology annotation, molecular function: protein kinase activator activity. The record is from RefSeq and is a predicted model, not a curated record.
AUGUCCUUCUUUCAAAAUUUCAACACGCACUCGUUGCGGUCAACCCGUGGGUUCAAGUUGAAGCUGACGUCUCCCAUUUCAAGUCCUCAACCGGUAUCGAGUUCAGCUUUUCCUUCGACUCCAAGAUUAGACCCAUACGAAUUGAACCAAAGUAACACCAAUCCCAACUCCCCACAACAGUACCAGACCAUCAACUUGAACAAUAAUGGCCAAACCGUAUCCACACACAAGGAUAUUCGAAACUAUGCUGAGCAAACAUUGGGUUCUGAUAAUGCAUUGAUCCAAGCAGUAAAACUUCCUCAAGACGAAGAGGUUAAUGAAUGGCUAGCGGUUCAUGUGGUAGAUUUUUACAACCAGAUAAACAUGCUAUAUGGUGCUAUUACAGAGUUUUGCUCGCCACAAACUUGUCCUAGAAUGACAGCCACAGAUGAAUACGAGUACCUAUGGCAAGAAACCAACCCCGCAAUGAAUGGCAGCUCGCUGCCUAAAAAGCCUGUUUCGUUACCAGCCGCCGACUAUAUCGAACAUUUGAUGAACUGGAUUCAAAAUUUUUUCGAUAACGACAAUAUCUUCCCCUCAAAGAUCGGUGCUCCGUUCCCGCAACAGUUCCCCAUGUUGGUCAAAACCAUCUUCAAGCGCAUGUUCCGUAUUUACGCUCACAUCUAUUGUCAUCAUUUCCAUGAAAUCUCUGAGUUGGGUUUACAAAGUCAUUUGAACACUAGCUUGAAGCACUAUGUGCUUUUUAGCAAGGAGUUCAACUUGAUAGAAAGAAAGGAUUACGGGCCAUUAGAAGAUUUGGUAUCACAAAUGAUUGACUUAUCAGCUUAA